AUGGCCGAUCCACAGAACCCCGACUCCGAGAUGGCUGAUGUCGAGGAGCUCGACUUGCCAACAGGACCAUUGCCGCCAGAUCUCCCAACAGACAGGGGAGGAUUCGAAGGCUUCUCGGAUGCUCUGCAAGGUGCCUUGCCACGUGGAUGCAGUGCUGUUUGCUCGCUGUCGCCGGCGUUUGUGGUGGAUGAAGUGGAUUUCCCGGUUGAGGGCGAGAACAAGGUAGAAUCUGCGAAUGUGGUCACACGGACACUUGGAGGUGCUAGCGCGUGCUUUUCUGAGGGGGCUCGUGCACUUCAAUCUGCGCGCAUGUGUCGUGGUUGGUGA
Messenger RNA from Fulvia fulva, 327 nucleotides. RefSeq lists its product as uncharacterized. The transcript has a single exon. The coding region runs from base 1 to 327 and encodes 108 amino acids. The record is from RefSeq and is a predicted model, not a curated record. Lineage: Eukaryota; Fungi; Ascomycota; Dothideomycetes; Mycosphaerellales; Mycosphaerellaceae.